ACAGCGGACUCUCCUCUCCCGCAGCAGAGCGGCAGGUGUGUUUCCACCGAAUCUUUUUUCUUUUACUUUUUUCUGCCACAUUUCCGGCUGAAUUUGAACAAUAGAUCAACUCGCUGCACAUUUGGCUGCACAGAGUCCUUCUCGGCCGUGAGAAUGAUGCAGUGAUAAAGGACGCAGCAUCUUCUCCGCCGGCAUCGUCAGCUGUUGCUCUAGAAGAGAGUGGAAGAGUGGGGAGCAACAGAGAGGCCAAACUAUGCCCCUGAUAUCCAAUCGGUAACCGUAUUUCACCCCUAAGUCGACCGGGGAGCGGAUGCGAGCAGAGGUUGUUAACGCACCUCCAAGUAUUUUCUGCUCUUUGUCGGUGCCGGAGGAGCCGAGCAAAUGGAGAAGGCGACUCCACCGCCCCAGCCCCAGCUCCAGCUGUCGAUAGCAAAGACUGAAAGUCCAGCCGAGGACAUCUCCGGUCUGACAGACGAGGACCUGCUGAAGUGGACCAAGGAGGAGCUGGUGCGCCGGCUGAGGCGGUCUGAGGCCGACAAGAUGAGCGUGAUUCUGGACCACGGGAAUCUCAUCCGAGAGGUCAAUCGAAGCCUCCAGCUGCACUUAAAUGAGAUCAGGGGGCUGAAGGAUAUCAACCAGAAGCUGCAAGAGGACAAUCGUGAACUGAGGGACUUGUGCUGCUUUUUGGAUGACGAUCGUCAAAAAGGAAAGCGUGUAUCCAGGGAGUGGCAGCGCCUUGGACGUUACAGUGCCAGCAUCAUGCGCAAAGAGGUGACCCUCUAUCUCCAGAAGCUGAAAGAGCUGGAGUUUCGACAAGAAGAGGUGGUCCGGGAGAACCUGGAGCUAAAGGAGCUCUGCCUGCUGUUGGAUGAGGAGAAGGGUGGGGUGCUUGGAGGAGGUGGGAUGGGCGGAAGUGGCGGUGGAGGGGGUAUAGGGACGGGAGGGUGCCGUAACUCCAUAGACAGUCAGAAUAGCUUGCUGCUGGUGCCAGGUCAGGGGCUGCUUAUGAGGGAUGUGGGGGACGGGAGCAGCACCUCUAGCGCAGGGAGUGCAGACAGCUCCGAUCACCCUCACCAUAAGCAGGCUCACCUCACUGUUGGAGUGGGGGGUGUUGGGAGUAGUGGGGGGAAAGGAAGCCCAGAACUUGUCCACAAGCCCAGGUGCAGCAGCAUCAGUGGACUAGGAGGAGGAGGAAGUGGAGGAGACAGGGAGGUGUCCAGUCCUGAGCACCCGGCUGGCCGACACCGGAGCACAAGCCUGGAGUACCCCUACACGCUGCCUCAGCUCUGCCGGCCCCGAUGUGGCUCCAUUUCUGUUCCUGAUCACAGUAGGGUCAUGCGGGGCCUGAGCCCAGAAAAAUAUGGAAGGAACAUAAGCCGAAGUAGUCCAGAGCAGCACCCCAAGCACCACAGCUCUGAUCUCCUCCUCGGCCAGAGGCAGCACUACCUGGGCCAGGGAGGCAGUGGGGAGCUUUAUCAGAGGCACCAGAGGAGCAGCAUUAGUGGUACAGGCUGUGGAAGCCCUGAGUCCCGGCAUGCACAUUUGGGGACCAGUGAGCACCAUGAAAAGGGCUGCAUGGUCCAGGGUGGCAGCCCUGAAACUCAUAAGCACCAGUACAGCAUGAGCCCAGACCAUGUGAAGUUUGGAAGCCCUAUGAGAGAGAACCAGAGGAGGCCAGCUGGUGAUGAGCUGUCUCCACAUCAUCGGAGCAUCUAUAAUGGCAUGAAUGCUUUGAUAUCAGCCGGCUGCUGCAGCAACAACUGUAGAAAUGUCAAGCUAUGGGACAGCUUUGACGCUUCCUCUUGACAACUUGGCAACCCACACCUCUCAAAAGGAGGAGGUGCAGCAUUGGGGCAAUCCUCCUGCGUCUCUGGCCUCGACAGACUCCAGGGUCCCUGAAAGCCACCCUCCAUAACUCCUGAUGGUCUGUAGUCCCUGGCCUCAUCCAUGUCCACAGUCCUUAAAAACAGCCUGCCUCCAUGUUUUCAUUUCUACAUAUCAAGAUUUUGAGCGGAUGGGGUGGGAGUUUUUUAGGUAGAAUGCGAGCAGUGUGGUUGAUAAGACUUAUGAGGACUGCCGUGGCUAAAUGGAUCAAAGCGGAUAUCUGUCUCUGCCAGCUAUGGCGUUGCUGCCUCCCAGAGAGAAAUUAGACAGACAGGAAGGGAUACUGGGGAUUGGUGAGAUAAGAGGACAUUGCACUGUUUGUGCUGCUACCCUGUGUUUACAAAUUGUAGAUCAUUGGUGAAGAAGCACAGCAAACUUUCUAUACCCUACUGUUCAAAACAGAAAUUCUUUUCCUCUACAGUCAUUGUUCCGUCUCCUACUCUCUUCCCCGUUUUCUGCUCUCCCUCCUCUCUUUCAUCCAAGCUAUUCAUUAUCUUCAAAGUGUGUAAUGAGACUGGUGUAAUCUAAUGUUCUGCCUCUCAGUCUCCAAAUCCAGAUGAUCAAAUGAUUGCCAUUGUCUCCCUUCCUCGUAAAAAGUUCUGCCAUUUCAACUGAACGUAAAAACAAAAACAUAUUUCUAAAAGAAAAUCAAACAAAACAAACAACAACAAAAAAAAACUUCCUGUGUCUUAAACCAAGAUGGUCAACAUUACUAGCUGCUGACAGAUGUUAUAGUUGUAUGAGAUGCAAUGUUCAGGUGUAAUUUUUCUUUUUUGUAUUAUCUUCUUUUCUCCCUUCAAGCGCCUAUACUGAAGCUGGGGAGAAGGUGAGAAGGUACAUUUCUCCAUAUUGUUUUUUUACAAGGAAGUAAAGUCCAAGUAAAAAGUAGAUUAUUGGAUUAGUUUUCUAUAUAUAUAUCUAUAUACAAAUAUUAUAUGAUUAUUAUUUUUGACUUAUUGGUAUUAUAACAAUUAUAUGAAAAUGCAUAUGAUAUAUCUAAUAAACAGACCUCUUUAUUUAAAAGUACACUGUUUGUUGUUUUUGUCUCCAUUUGGCACUGUGCAGAUUAUUAGGUUGCAAACCGAUCUUUAAGUCACUGGUGUAUAGGUGUGAUGCCCAGAAAAAUAAGUUUUGUGAAAUUAAACUAAUUAGUUACCAUUAAAAAACACCUGCACAUCAACAGAGGUUCAGCAGCAACACCUACAAGAUGUUGCUACAUCCCAUCCUGUCAGAUGAAAAACAAAAGCGUCACACUGUAAGAAUUUCCUGCUGGAAAAGCUCCAACUACUUCUUCCUUCCUCUGCUCCCAUUAUGUUUCCUCACAUCCACCAACAUCUGCUGCACUAUUAAGGAUCUACACCAAUACCAUGCAU
Molecule: messenger RNA, 3257 nt
Organism: Melanotaenia boesemani (Boeseman's rainbowfish)
Lineage: Eukaryota; Metazoa; Chordata; Actinopteri; Atheriniformes; Melanotaeniidae
Gene: ccdc85al
Product: coiled-coil domain containing 85A, like
Exons: 4
Coding region: 382-1806 (474 amino acids)
Source: RefSeq, a predicted model, not a curated record